This is a messenger RNA of Microtus ochrogaster (prairie vole), 1977 nucleotides long. RefSeq names its product testis specific serine kinase 6 (gene Tssk6). The record is from RefSeq and is a predicted model, not a curated record. Gene Ontology annotation, biological process: microtubule cytoskeleton organization; protein phosphorylation; intracellular signal transduction. Gene Ontology annotation, molecular function: tau-protein kinase activity; ATP binding. Gene Ontology annotation, cellular component: cytoplasm. Lineage: Eukaryota; Metazoa; Chordata; Mammalia; Rodentia; Cricetidae.
UUUGAGUGUGGCGGAAGUCUGGUCGCCUGGGUGGUUCCCCACCCUUCAACUAACCCUGCUUCGGUCCUUAAGUCCUUCCUUGCUCUGACCCCAGGACGGGACCUGAUUCAGUGGUUGGCACUGGAGCUCUGCUGGGCAUCCCGUACCUUGUAAUAAAAGCCUUGGUGUUCACCUGCUUUCCUUCCUGAGCGAUGGUGGCCAGCCUCGAGCUUUGCACAGGUCUCCCCUUUCUACCCCCCCCCCCACCUCCAGGAGCCAAGGCAACGGACUGGGUACCACCAUCCACACUAGUUCCAAAGUAGUGAUCUGCCCCUCGCCAGGGCCCUCUCAUGAGGAACCGGUCAUUCAGAGCGAUUGAGUCACAAAGCCUGAGAGGGUUUAGGGAGCGCGGGGCUGGGACGUCCCCACCCCAAGGCUGAGUGACGCCCGCAGUCACUUCACAAGGCAGAAAUUGUUACCCGGGCAAUAAAAGUCAUCGCGGCUCUAGGACCUUGGGAGUGGGCACAUGGGGGCACGGGGGUGCAGGUGCCAAGCACCAUGGGUUAGGCCCGAGAUCGGAGUCCGGCCGCCCCCCGACAGCAGCCGCCUCCUGCUCCCCGCGCGCCCCGGGCGCCACCAUGUCGGGCGACAAGCUUCUGAGCGAACUUGGCUAUAAGCUGGGCCGCACGAUAGGUGAGGGCAGCUACUCCAAGGUGAAGGUAGCCACCUCCAAGAAAUAUAAAGGGACGGUGGCCAUCAAGGUGGUGGACCGUCGGCGAGCGCCUCCGGACUUCGUCAACAAGUUCCUGCCUCGAGAGCUGUCCAUCUUGCGGGGAGUACGGCACCCGCACAUCGUGCACGUCUUCGAGUUCAUCGAGGUGUGCAACGGGAAGCUGUACAUCGUGAUGGAAGCAGCAGCCACCGACUUGCUGCAGGCAGUGCAGCGAAACGGGCGCAUCCCGGGGUCACAGGCGCGCGAACUCUUCUCUCAGAUCGCUGGUGCCGUGCGCUACCUGCACGACCACCACCUGGUGCACCGCGACCUCAAGUGCGAAAACGUGCUGCUGAGCCCUGACGAGCGCCGCGUCAAGCUCACAGAUUUCGGUUUCGGCCGCCAGGCGCACGGCUAUCCAGACCUGAGCACCACCUACUGCGGCUCGGCCGCCUAUGCGUCACCUGAGGUGCUCCUGGGCAUCCCCUACGACCCCAAGAAAUACGACGUAUGGAGCCUGGGCGUUGUGCUCUACGUCAUGGUCACCGGGUGCAUGCCCUUCGAUGACUCGGACAUUGCUGGCCUGCCCCGGCGCCAGAAGCGCGGCGUGCUCUACCCCGACGGCCUCGAACUGUCGGAACGAUGCAAAUCCUUGAUCGCCGAGCUGCUACAGUUCAGCCCAUCCGCCCGGCCCUCGGCGGGUCAGGUGGCGCGCAAUGGCUGGCUGCGGGCCGGGGACUCCGGCUAGGAGCCGGGGUUCUCGCUGUUCCCGCCGCACCAGGCCCUGAGCCAGGGCGGCGCACGCGCGACCGGCGAGCUUCGGGAAACCCGCGAAGUCGCCGCGCGCCACUGCGCGCGCGCCCUGUCCCUUCCCCUCCCACCUCGGCGGCGGCCCACAGAGGCCCGCUGUUGGAUUCUGGUUCCUCCUGCACAACCCGAUUGCUGGAGGGCUCAUACGCACCCUCGAUUUCUGGCGAGGAGGCCCCGAGAGGGGCGCGAAGAGAAGAGAGAGAAGCAUUGCGCCUGCGCGGAAUGAGCUCCUGUUGCGCGGUGGGUGGCAGUGGAGCGGAGAAGCUGCGGGCCGACGGUGCACUACAAGUGCCAGGUUGGAACCUGCAAUAAAUUCGCUUUUCCUCGCAAGUGGACCGUUGUUACGGAGCAGACGGGAGGGGAGAUCUCAGCACUUUAGAGAAAGCCAUGUAUGUGGCGACUCCAGCGCCAAACCUCAAAAGGGAGUUGUGGGAUUCGAAUCUGUUCUCCAAAUUGGAAAAACUUCUAGAGGUUCU